Molecule: messenger RNA, 828 nt
Organism: Linnemannia hyalina
Lineage: Eukaryota; Fungi; Mortierellomycota; Mortierellomycetes; Mortierellales; Mortierellaceae
Source: the annotation of a GenBank genome assembly
AUGAAAGUCUUUUCAAGAACCAGGAUAUGGACUGGGGUCAUCACCACCUUCCUCUUCACCCUCACCUCCAACGUCACAGAAGCCUGCGAACGCCAAUGUCAACUCAACGUCUCCCAUGCCUUCGCCGACAAAUACCAACUACUCUCCUCCCUUCAUUUCUCAACCCUUUCCACAAAAAUCGACCAAUCCCUCUUCCAUGGCGUCCCCACCACCGCCUACUCCUCCACCGAAGCCGCAAACGCGAUCCAACACCUUCAGGAAGCCGUGACUAAAGCUCAAAGAGCCUGGGAUGUGUCCCUGUUCCGGACGGUGUUUGAUACGAUCUUUGUGGAUGAGCCCCAGUUUAGGGGGGAUUGCAACGAGCCUCAUCGGGUGGAUCAGCCGGCUCUGGGAGUGAAUUGGACGAUGACUGAUUGUCAUGCGAUGGAUUACAUCUGUGGGAACCCACCGAGUAUCUGUCAUUUCUUGCCGAUGAUCAAGACGAGGAUUGAACGCAAGUUGGCCGAACAGCUUGAGACCAAGAUUGGUGGCAGCAGCAAGAUUGUUGGCGGGGGUGUCAGUGAGAAUGGAGGGGGAAGUGCGGAUGAGGCAGAUGUGUAUGCCAACUUUUUGGGCCCAGCCUUGUCCAAGGUUGUGAUGACGCAUCCCAAACUGGAGGUGUACCAGGCGACGAUGCAUGGGAAUUUGAAUCAGAUUCUGGAGGUCGUGAGAGAUCAGAUUGUAGGUGAGACGGCGUAUCUGGCGCCGGGAGCGGGGCCUGUGAGGAAUGCGAAGUGGAUAGCAGAGUGGGAUUUGGAGAUCAAGUUGUUGUUGCUCAGUUUCCCAUAG